ACCAUUGUACUUGUCAUUCUAGAUACCUUUAUCACACUUCGCCACAGUAAAGAUCAUGUCUGGAGAAGAUCAAGCAGACGCAGGGGGAAGAACACUUGGGGGAGGCAACAGCGAGCCUCUGCCAAGCGCUUGGGUGCGUCCCGCUGCAGCACCUAGAGUGGGACGCAUUGGAGAUUGGGGAUCAUCGUCCUCUUCGUCUCGUGGUCCUUCGGGCAGAGGUAUAGCAACUCUUUCUGAUGUCUCCGCGAGCCGCCCAGGCGGUGGAGUAGCAAGACUGCCUCCAAGCGCCGCAGACGAUGAUGAUGACGACGACGACGAAGAUGAAGACAAAAGGCAAACCUUUUUUGCUGGCGGUGAAAGAAGUGGCCUAUCGGUAGAGAAUCCGAACAGAAGAGAUAAUAUUCCGGGUGGUAACGUAGUUAGGGAUAUUAUACGCAGAGCGACCGAAGCUAGCCAACAACAACAACAACAACAACACCAAGAAGGCGCCGCUAGGUCAAGUGCUUUCACCGGCGGAGGUCACACACUCGGAAGCGAUGAAGUAGAGAGUUCUUAUAUUCCUGACCCUGAUGCAACGCCUCCUGAUGUUGAUACUGUGACGCGACAUGUUACCUUCUGGAGAGAUGGAUUCACCAUUGAAGAUGGAGAAUUGCUGCGUUACGAUGAUCCUGCCAAUGAAGAGCUUCUGGAGUUGAUCGAGUCGGGUCGUGCUCCCCCGCACCUUCUCAAUGUUGCAAUUGGCCAGUUGGUAAAUCUUCAUAUCGAUAAGCGCCUAACAGAGGUCUACACGCCUACGAAACGUCAACACCAAGCAUUUACCGGCUCUGGUCAUCGCUUGGGUUCACCUGCACCUGCGGUUACCUCGAGAACUCGAGACGAAGCUAUGCCUGGUUCGUUUCCUAGCGGGGGUGCUGCACCCAGUGGCAACAGCAAUGCAGGUGCCAGCUCUGAGAGGGGUAGUAUCACGACAAGAUUUGAAGUGGAUCAGACACAGCCUACGACUAGUGUGCAGAUCAGGUUAGCGGAUGGAACCAGAAUGGUGUGCCGAAUGAAUCUGACACAUACAGUGGGCAAUCUCCGUGAUUUCAUCAAUGCUUCGCGACCUGAGAACAUGUCUCGCGCGUAUACGAUCGGGACGACGUUCCCCAACCGUGUUCUGGAGGACGACAGUCAAAAUAUACAAGCCGCCGGUUUGGUUAACAGUGUGAUCGUGCAGAGAUGGGCAUAAAUAGCGAAAAGGUGUAUUGCUGUAAGUACUUGUACUAUUAUUGUUGGUUCGGUACUAUUAGAGACGUAUUGGAUUCUCGUGACAAACCGCGAAGCGAUGAUUCGACGUCGUGAGUCUUGCUCAGCACCAUCAUGGCGUCAAGCCCAGCGUCUGCUGCUAUUCAUUGUUAUCUCCUCGUACUCGUGUUCGGACGCUGGGCUAAGUAUACUGUAAACCCGUUCUUGAAUGCCUUCCGU
Molecule: messenger RNA, 1464 nt
Organism: Serpula lacrymans var. lacrymans S7.9
Lineage: Eukaryota; Fungi; Basidiomycota; Agaricomycetes; Boletales; Serpulaceae
Exons: 8
Coding region: 56-1228 (390 amino acids)
Biological process (GO): nuclear membrane reassembly; autophagosome assembly; membrane fusion
Cellular component (GO): cytosol; nucleus
Molecular function (GO): ubiquitin binding
Source: RefSeq, a predicted model, not a curated record